AUGCUGCAUUCCGGGACGCCUAGCACCUCUCCUCGGGAGGGGCUCGCUGCUGGCCACGCGGGAACGGCUGCUGAUCAGACUUUUCAAAUAAAGACGUUCAGCACAGAGUUGAAAAACCAUGUGAUGGUCAUGGAUUUGGUGAAGAGUAACUGGUUUCCCUCCCAGAGAAGGGCCAAAGUUUGUAUCAUCCACUUGUGUCAAGGCCUGAAGACGGCAGAGCAGCCAGCCAGCAGAUAUGAGAUCCACAGCCGGGUUUUCUCAUCCCCUAAAGAUCAAUCUUCCCGGGAAAGAGGUGAAAGUCUUCUGAACGCAGGACCAAGGGACAACCACUGCAGUCCUAACAAUCCAAUUGCCCUUCGGAAUCUCCAAUCAGAUGUUCUGGAGAGGAAACCGGACUUCCCCAAGGAGGCUCUGACAUCGCAAAACUCAAGAAUGAUUUCAUCCAUAGUAAUUUCGCAGCUGAUUGAUGAGAAUAAACCCAGAGAACCCGGGGCCGCCUUACCCCUGCCAUGUGCGAUGGCCCAACCUCGAGCAUGUCCCACCAAGCCAGCGUCCACGAACCGCAGCAGAGUCAGCAUCCACAGGGCCUUGGCGUUACUGCCCGGCAAGCUGGGGGUCCAUAGACGGUCAGACGAGCGAGGAUCGGAAGCUGAACGGCUGCCCACUGCCGACCCAGGCCUCCGCAAGGGGUUCGCGUCCAUCACCAUCACCGCCCGGCGUGUUCGCCCCGCAGCCAGUGCCCUGGUGUGGGGCACUGUUGGGGAGUCGCCGUGUCCCAGGUGCAGGGCCGAGGAUGCUCUGCUCGGGGUCCCAUCGGCGGUGCCUGACGGUGCCCAGCCACAUCAGCACCACGGACCUUUUGACUGCGCAGAGUGCCCCAGAAACGGCUCGGUGAUGAGGCUGAAGGUUCCCGAGGCCCGUGCCGGGCUGUGUGCGGGAAAYGAGUACUGGGUCACCCAGGUAGACCACCAAGAGAGCGGGUUUUCUGCCGACCCUCCGCCAUCGGGAAAGACCCCCGUGGCAUUCAGUUCCUGUGUCCACCUCCAGAUGUCUCGGCAGUGUCAGAAUUCCAUCUACUACCUGGACAAGUCUCUGUCUGUCCCUGUUGGGCAACCUCAAAUUGCAAGCCCCAAAGUGCACAGAUCCGUCCUGUCACUCAACCUCAGUUGUAGUUCCCACGGGUUAACAGCAGAUGGAGUAGACGGCCCAGCUAACGCAGAGCCAAUGAGCAGCGGCCUGAGGCAGGAGCUCGCAGAGGGAAACCCGAACCUCCAAAGCCCACACUGGAGCCCAGCUUUACAAGAAAGUCACUCCAAGGAAAAUCUAUCGUUGGGGCGGGUGCACCUGGGGACUGGCGCAUGUCCUUGGAGUAGCUCUCCUCUCUCGGAAAAUAUAGAACUUGCAGAUGUUGGGACUAACCUGGACACUGUGAGAAAAGGGAAAGAGGACCACGCGGCGCCUGGCACCAGCAGUCACRCGGAGCAACUGGCCAUUCACAUUCCUGGCUGGAGUUACAAGGCAGUAGAAACAAAAGUAUAUUCUGGAAGCACCAAGGAGCAGCACGGAGCAGCGUGUGUGUCAUUGUCUGCUCCCCCCGAGGAACAGAAGCCCAUUAAACCUUUCCCUCCCGAUGGGGACAGGCCACCAAGCRAUGACUGUGAGUCUAGCGACCUUUUUGAGCCCAGAGAGAGACAACAUCCAAGCCUCCUGAGUCCCAAAGUCCCCAUGCCUGGGUUUCUGUGCCCCUUGCAAGAGGCAAGGCCGACUCUGCAGGAAGACAWUGGUGCUCAGAUAGAAAGAGGGCUUCCCGAAGGAGAUUACAYGUGCUGUGACCUGGUUGUAAAAAUAAAAGAAUGUAAGAAGAGUGAGGACCCCACUGUGCCCGAGCCCUCACCAGCGCCACCCUCACCAGCAGCACCCCAAGGAGCAGAGACCCUGGACCUGUCACAAGAGGGUUCUGAGCUUGAGCAAACGCCUGCCAACUCCUUGACCUUGCAGGAAGCACUGGAGGCCCACAGGCCUCAGUUCAUCUCUCGCUCUCAAGAGCGGCUGAGAAAGCUGGAGCGCAGGGUGCAGCAGAGGAAGGCCCAGCAGACGGAGCACCCAGAGCAGAAGCAGAGCCGGCUCCCYGUGCGCGCCAACAAGAAGCAGUUCACCGUGCCCCAUCCUCUCAGUGAUAACUUGUUCAAACCCAAAGAAAGGUGCAUUUCAGAGAAGGAGAUGCAUAUGAGAUCUAAAAGAAUCUAUAAUAAUUUGCCAGAAGUUAAAAAGAAGAAAGAAGAGCAAAAGAAAAGGGUUAUCUUACAGAGCAACAGACUCCGAGCUGAAGUCUUCAAAAAGCAAUUACUGGACCAGCUCCUUCAAAGGAACGCAGUCUGACCUGGGCUGCCCUGCUGACCACAACCUGGACCUGGGAAGACUUCAAAC
Molecule: messenger RNA, 2427 nt
Organism: Urocitellus parryii (Arctic ground squirrel)
Lineage: Eukaryota; Metazoa; Chordata; Mammalia; Rodentia; Sciuridae
Gene: C5H10orf90
Product: chromosome 5 C10orf90 homolog
Biological process (GO): regulation of centriole replication
Cellular component (GO): centriole; centrosome; cytosol
Molecular function (GO): microtubule binding
Source: RefSeq, a predicted model, not a curated record